This is a messenger RNA of Micromonas pusilla CCMP1545, 1663 nucleotides long. RefSeq lists its product as uncharacterized. The transcript is spliced from 3 exons. Lineage: Eukaryota; Viridiplantae; Chlorophyta; Mamiellophyceae; Mamiellales; Mamiellaceae. The record is from RefSeq and is a predicted model, not a curated record. The coding region runs from base 32 to 1663 and encodes 543 amino acids.
AACCGCGCCGCCGCCGCCGACGACGCGCGCCAUGGACGAGACGACCGUCGCGGAGCGAAGGAAGCUCGCGCUGAGGAAGCUCGCGGGCGUGUUCGGCGCCGCCGGCGGCGGCGGCGACGGCGACGGCCGCGCCGCCGCGGAGAGGAAGCUGCUGUCCGCGGUCCUUCGGAUGACAACGGAGAAGCCCGUCGCGGAUCUCGUGCGCGACCGCCUGAGCGUCCUCUCUCUCGACGGCGACGGCGACGACGACGAUUCCGAUUCCGACGACGGCGACGGCGACGCCGCCGCCGCCGCCGCCGCCGCCGCCGCCGCCGCCGCCGCCGCCGACGACGACGACGACGACGCGACGACGACGCGAUCGACGCCCUCGAACGUCGGCGCGGCGCUGCGCUCCACCGCGAAGGGCGAAGGCGUCCCGCCCUCGCUCGCGAGCGCGGCGUUCUGGGAGCGCCUCGUCGACGGCCACCUCACGGCGUCGUCCUCGGGGAACGCGCGCCGCCACGCCGCGUCGACGAGCCCGAUCCACGCGUGGAUGACGCGCGACGACCGCGACGCGCGCGCGCUGCGGCGCGCGCUCGGACGCGACGGCUACGCGCAGUGCGGGCCCCCGGGGAGCCGCGUGGACGACUUCUCGCCGACGCAUCCGAACGACGACGCCGACGGAGAUGAUGAAGAGCGGCGCCCCGCGUCGCGGCGGCCGUGCCCGUGGACGUCUCGAUGCGCGCGGCUCGCGGUCGGGAUCGACAGGCUGCUCGACGCGGGGUGGCCGCCGGCGGCGAUAUUCGCGUACGACCACGCGUGGCUGCUCGUGGACAAGCUCUUCGAGCUCGCGGCGGCGGCGUUGGACGCGGACGCGGAGGACGGGAUCGUCUUGGAGCCGUCCGUGUUCGCGUGGGCGCUGCGACGCGUCGGGGGAGGAGGAGGGCGCGGAGGAAACGGCGUCGAGGGCGUGGGCGAGAACUUCGCGCUGCCGCACCGCGACUACAGCGCGAAGGAGGCGUGGGUCGUCGGCGAGGGAUGGGGCAGGAAAAAGAAAACCGUCGGUGGCGUCGAAGUCCUCGGCGACGACUCCGACUCCGACGCCGACUCCGACGACGCCGACGUCGAGAUCGAGUACGAGUGCGCCGCCGCGGGCGGCCGACCGACGCUCCUGUGCGUCUGGCUCCCGCUCGUCGACGCGACGCUCGACGCGGGGUGCCUGUGCGUGCUCCCGAGGGGCGACGACGCGCGGUGGGAUGACCACGAGCACCCGGACCAUCUCCGACCGGCGACGCGAAGCGACGACGGCCGCGGCACGGAGCUGACGUUCGACGUCGCGGCGGCGCGGCCGCUGCCCGCGCGCGCGGGUUCGGUGUGCGCGUGGACCGGGAACACGGUGCACUGGGGGACGAAGUGCCGUCUGCGCGAGGAGGGCGAGGACGAAAGAGGGGUCGGCGGCGAGACGAAUCAUCAGACGCCGAGGCGGUCGAUCGCGUGCACGUUUCGGAGGACGGACGCGCCCGCGUUCGAGUGCGGCGGCGGAAACGGGCGGCUGAUGCGCGCGCUGACGCGCGCGGAGUGCCGCGGCUUGGACGUCGCGGGGAGGGCGCGUCUCAUCGCGCAGGGACUCGCGUUGUACUCUCGGUGGUUCGACUACCCGACCGCGCUGCCGGGGCUCGAGUGA